GUGAGUUUUCAGAAGUCUAACGGUCUUUCCAGAAUGGAUGUUUUAGCAGUUCCCCAAAAGAGAGAAGAGGGUUGGUACUUGUAUCUUAUGGCACCAAACACAAAGGGUCCAAAUUUUGCAUGGCUUGAUCCAUCAAGACUCUAUUGCAAUUCACAGGCACUGUUAGAUUGCGUAAAAGAUCUUCUCAAACCAUUCCAGAAUGAGACCAUUGACCUGGUGGCUGGAAUAGAUGCCAUGGGCUUCAUCCUUGGGUCAGCUGUGGCCAUAACUUUAGGAAAAGGAUUUUUGGCCAUUCGAAAAGCAGGACACUUAUGUGUUCAAACUCGUACUCAAGACUACAGCGACUACUCUGGACGAGAGAAACUAAUGGAAGUGCGCGUUGAUGUGUUAAAGCCAGGUCUGCGGGUUCUUAUAGUAGACCAGUGGAUUGAGACUGGAGGAACUAUGAGAGCAGCUAUCAAACUGGUGGAGAAUCAAGGAGCUACUGUUGUAGGCAUUGCCGCUGUGGCCAUUGAAAACAGUGAGGGAGGAAAGUGGCUAAAGGAAAACUAUAAAUAUUCCCACUGCAUUCCAAAUGAGAUGCAGUCUCAGAUAGACAGUCAAUACUUGGAGUCUUUUAAGAACUUUAGUGGCUAAACAUUAAGAAAUCAGGGGAAAAAAAUAGUAGGUGAAUCGGCCCUUGAAUCAUUUGCAGUUUGUGACAUGUAUUAUUGUAUGUGAAGAGGUAUGAAUCUUGUGAGGACUGAUCUCUUGAAGCUUGAAUGAAUUUGAUGCAUGUUCUAAGCAUUUGUCAUAUUGGUCAUAAAUACGUCUGUUGUUGUUGUUGUUACACUAAAAUACCAAUAGAGGUCACUAUCAGGUUGUAGCUCAGAUUUCUAACUUAUUACUAACAUGAAAAUGCUCAAAUGUGACCCUGGACUUAAGUGUCUUAAGUGUCAAUUUUUCAAAAUUGAGAUUUAUACAUCAUCUGAAAUAAAGCUGAAUUAAUUAGCUUUCCACUGAUGUAUGGUUUGUUGGGAUAGGACAAACUUGACCGAGAUACAACUAUUUGAAAAUCUGGAAUCUGAGGGUGCAAAAAAAUCUAAAUAUUGAGAAAAUCGCCUUUAAAGUUGUCCAAAUGAAUACCUAGCAAUGCAUAUCACUAAUCAAAAAUGUUUUUAGAUAAUUAUGGUAGGAAAGUUACAUAAUAUUUUCAUGGAACAUGAUCUUUACUUAAUAUUCUAAUGAUUUUUUUGCAUAAAAGAAAAAUCAAUGAUUUUGACCCAUAUUAUGUAUUUUUGGCUAUUGCUACAAAUAUAUCCCAGCGGACUGGUUUUGUGGUCCAGGGUCACAAAUAAUCAAUAAUGAUGAAUUUCAUGUAAAU
Messenger RNA from Cyprinus carpio (common carp), 1363 nucleotides. Its product is annotated as zgc:174895. Gene Ontology annotation, molecular function: adenine phosphoribosyltransferase activity. The record is from RefSeq and is a predicted model, not a curated record. Lineage: Eukaryota; Metazoa; Chordata; Actinopteri; Cypriniformes; Cyprinidae.